This is a messenger RNA of Thunnus maccoyii (southern bluefin tuna), 2920 nucleotides long. RefSeq names its product ring finger protein 141 (gene rnf141). Gene Ontology annotation, molecular function: ubiquitin-protein transferase activity. The coding region runs from base 183 to 869 and encodes 228 amino acids. NCBI's taxonomy places the organism in Eukaryota, Metazoa, Chordata, Actinopteri, Scombriformes, Scombridae. The transcript has 6 exons. Gene Ontology annotation, biological process: protein autoubiquitination. The record is from RefSeq and is a predicted model, not a curated record.
CUCUCUCUUACGUCAUCAGCCGGCGACCGUGUUGUGUCAACACAAACAGAAGCUAACGGCGAAACAGCGGUGAAGUUUGGACUCCAGUUUCUGCCUUGUACAGUAUGCUGACAGCUGGGCUCGGUAGAACUGAAUGAGGUGCGGUCUUCUGCCUGUGCUGUUUUGUAAGUGCUGCUGCCGGGAUGGGCCAGCAGAUCUCAGGUCAGGCGGUGAUGACCCGUCUGCCUGAGAAGUUGGUGAAACACGCCGGACUGGUACGAGACAGCGGCUACCUAACCUAUGAGGAGUUUCUGGCAAGAGUGGCCGAACUUAAUGAUGUGACGGCCAGGCUAGCUGCUGGACAGCAGAAGCACCUGCUGUUUGAGGUGCAGCCAGGAUCCGAUGCCACGGCCUUGUGGAAGGUGGCUGUCAGGAUCGUCUGUACCAAGAUCAACAAGGAGAAUGGUAUGGUGGAAGCGUCGCGUAUCAUGAACCUGUACCAGUUCAUCCAGCUGUAUCGUGACAUCACCAGCCAGGCUGCUGAGGUGUUCUCUGCAGAGGGCGCCACCGAGGGCCCGUCUGCCCAGCUCCCCACCACCGACUCCUGUCAGGCCAGCAUGUGGAUGGGCAGAGUGAAGCAGCUGACUGAUGAGGAGGAGUGUUGUAUCUGCAUGGAUGGAAAGGCUGACCUGAUACUGCCCUGCGCACACAGUUUCUGUCAGAAGUGCAUCGAUAAAUGGAGCGGGCAGAGCCGUAACUGUCCAAUAUGUCGUCUGCAAGUGACUGCUGCCAAUGAAUCGUGGGUAAUGUCUGAUUUCCCCACAGAGGACGACAUAGCUGGCUACAUCCUCAACCUGGCUGAUGAAGCGGGCCACCCACACAGGCCUUAACACACACAAGUAGACUUUACGUGUCGCAACACAAAAUGUCACUUUCACAGAGGAGAAUAUUUUUAAAGCUAACAAAGGGGAAGAAACCAGCGUGGUUUCCUGCUUCUUAUGUUCGUGUAGGAUACAAAUGUGCAGAAUCAGAAAAUGACCCCCCUCCGUCUCUUUCUGGUCUUAAAAAUCCACGGAUGCUCUUUGCCCACCCUCUCUCUGAAACCCAUGUAUUGUAGAUGUGGUGCUUUAUGGGAACUGUGUGUUAUAAUAUCUCGUCUAAGUGGAAAUUCAGUAUUUGUAAUAUGUUAUGCUACACAAACUAUUAAUUUUACACACAAAAUAACCAAAAGUACAAUUCCUACUGUAAUCUUUGGGUUGAUUUAACCAACAUAGCAGAAGGAGACCUGGGCUGAGAUUAAGCAGGUAUAGGAUUUGUAAUACGAAUCCUGAUCCAAGCUGAAGUUGCCUUUCAUGUUGAUAUGAAUGGGGCAGAUGCUGCAACAAAGAGAGGGUUGAUAUGUAUGACUCAUACUGUUCUUAAAAUAGAAGUGCAAACCAAACAGACCCCCCUUUGUCGGAGAUUCUGCUGAAACUGUGAAGCCAAAAUAUUUUCCACCUGUAUAGCUGUUAUGUAGUCAGUCUAAUGUAACCCUGCAUGUUUAUAUCCCACAUGACAUGCCGUAUGAGCUGUGUUAUGUGAGCCUGUUAUAAACUGAUGUACUGAUCCAGUUCAUAAACUGACAUAGUGACUAAUAGUCUUUUGGGUGUACUGGACUAACUAGUUUUACAUAAUUUAAAUGACUUGGCUUGCUGUGAUGUCUUCUUCACUGUCUGAAGUAACCACUAUUUUACAUCUAUGCUGUUCUCAUCUUUUUACUCAUGUAUUUUUUUACUCUGUAAAUUCAUUAAGAUUAUUAAGAUCUGCUGUAGUAGUACUGUAGUUUACACUCCCAAAACAGCCCGUCUUGUCUUUGCUCUGCUUUGUCAUGCUUAUAAUUAGCGAUUUCUUUAAGAUAGGCAGCUUUUCAGUUACAACAGAAUCCUUGAAGGAUUAAACUGUGUAUAAUUUAAUCCCACAAAAAAAGAAGUAAUUCUUUAUUUCUGGCCUGGUUUCCAGAUACUACAAAUCACAGGCUGCACUUUUAGUUAAAGUGGAUUUGUUUGUGAUUUAUGGGGACUGGAUCCACAUGAAAUGUGAAAAUGUAUUACCCUUAAUUUUCAAUAGAGUGAUCCAUUUCUAUUUUUACUGAAAUCUGAUUCAUUAUUUAAAGUUGUGGUUGGUGGUGACAUGGGAUGCAGAUUCAGCUUUUUUUGUGACAUUCAGUGAGUGUAUCAGUUUUGCAGUUGAUUAAAUUUAGAUUUAACCUAUUUUUCUAAGUUUAAGACAGUAACUCAUCGUAUUUCAUUGUAUACAGGAGUCAUUUACUAAAUAGUUGUGUGAUUUCUGUUAAUUUAAUACACCAGAAAAAUAUAAUUUUAUUUGACCAAAAGAGAUUUUUGGUUGCCAAUGCUGACAAAUUGCACUUUGAAACAUCACUGUAGCUUUCUUGGUGUUUGUGCACUGCAACUACAGAUGAUUUUAUCUCUGUUUAUCAUCUGACACCGUAAUCCUUCUCGUGCAGUUGAGCUCACGCACAUCAAAAUAUGUGUAGCAGCGAGAGACUUUCUUCACUAAAUUAAACAGGAAUUUAAUCGGACACAGUUUGGUCUCUUAGCAGCAUGAAUCCAAUCAAAAAUGAUUAAAAUGUUGUAAAAUAUGGUAGCUAAAAAAAUGAGAAUUUUUUUUUUCAUAAUAGAUUAAUAUUAAGCUUCUGAUCCUACAUAGACACAUUGUAUGUACAUAUUAAACAUGCCCUGAUAAAACACACAAACAAAACUGAUGUGUAACGAGAUGUUGCUGCCUUAAGGUGGUAGCAUUACCCAAAAAAUCUUCUGACACAGAUCUUGCAGCAUUUUUGAAGGUAUUUCAUUUGUAAUAUUGAAUGAAAGGAGGUGAAUUAAAAUUGAAGCAUUCUUACUGUAUUAUCCUUAAUAAAGAGAUACUCACUUUUUGCACUUUA